Plasmodium falciparum 3D7 is the source of this 381-nucleotide messenger RNA. Lineage: Eukaryota; Apicomplexa; Aconoidasida; Haemosporida; Plasmodiidae. The record is from RefSeq and is a predicted model, not a curated record.
AUGAAAACUAAAGUAGAAUUAAAAUUUUUGGGUGGACUUGAAAGCUAUUUAGCUAACAAAUCAAAAAAUUAUGUAUCAUUAGAAAUUGAAUCAGAAGAAUUUAAUUUUGAGAAUUUAAUAGCAUAUAUAAGAAAUCAUAUAAUUGUUGAUAGAAAAGAUGUUUUCUCAGAUUUUGUUAUGAGUGAUGGUAAUGUCAAAUCAUGUAAUGUAAUGAUAGAUGAUAAGGAAUAUUCAAAUUAUAAUUUAAGUGAUAAAGGAAAAAUAAAACCAGGAAUUAUUGUUCUAAUAAAUGAAUAUGAUUGGGAAAUUCUAGAUACAUAUACAUACAAAAUAAAAAAUAAUGAUAAAAUAUGUUUCUUAUCAACAUUACAUGGUGGCUAA